UCAUAGACUUCCUGCUUCCGGUUCUGUGGGACAAGUUGAUCGGGGUUGUGUGUGGAAACCGUGGUCUUCUUGAGUGUUUCUUAAACGGCAGGAGCGGCAGAAAAAAGUUACAGUAUAGUGCCUACGGGCUAGGAAUAGUUGCUAAGGUGCCAACCUUUCACUGUCUCCUUUUGAGGUGUUUUGAUUUACAACCCCAACCAGGCAUCUGUCAAAAGUUUCACUUGCUGUCGGCACAGCCGAUCGCUUUCGACGUUGAUACUUACAGCCGGAAGGUCUUCCCGAAAAACUGCCAGAGACUGCUGGCUUCGUUGGUCAAAGUGUGUGGCUUGUGACUAGAAGAGAGUUGGUUUUGUCCUGGAUUGUCCAGCUACGCCUACAUGACACGUCAUGGCAAGAACUGUACAGCAGGAGCUGUCUACACCUACCAUGAAAAGAGAAAAGACACAGCUGCCUCUGGUUAUGGGACACAGAAUGUUCGUUUGAGCAAAGAUGCUGUCAAGGAUUUCGACUGCUGCUGUCUCUCCUUGCAACCCUGCAAGGACCCUGUUGUAACUCCUGAUGGAUACCUCUAUGAAAAAGAAGCUAUCCUGGAGUAUAUCCUACAUCAGAAAAAGGAAAUUGCCCGUCAGAUGAAGGCUUAUGAAAAACAGAAGAAUGAAAAGAAGGCAGAAAUGGCAGAGUUGAGCAAGGCUGCCAAAGAGUCCCAGGUGAAGAGUUUCCUUGACAAAGAGCUGAGCAUAGUGAGCAAACCCCUCAAUCCCUUUGAUCGUCAGCCAGGAGACUCUCAGCCUGGGCCCAGCAGUGGAGAAAAGGCCAAACAGCUACCAAGUUUUUGGAUCCCUUCACUGACACCUGAGGCCAAGACCAAAGCCAUUCCAAAACCAGACAAGUGUGUGUACUGCCCCAUGAGUAGGAAUCCACUGAAGCUGAAAGAUUUGAUCCCAGUGCACUUCACCCCUGUAGAUCCUAGUGUAGAUCGCGUUGGACUAAUCAACCGGCAGGACCGCUAUGUAUGUGCUGUCACACGAGACAUGCUUGGAAACUCGGUCCCUUGUGCUGUGCUGCGUCCAUCAGGCUCAGUUGUGACUCUGGAAUGUGUGGAAAAACUUAUCAAGAAGGACAUGGUUGAUCCAAUGAAUGGGGAGAAGUUGACUGACAAAGACAUCAUAGUUUUACAACGGGGCGGCACAGGAUUUGCAGGGUCAGGUGUGGAGCUGGAAGCCAAGAAAUCUCGGCCUGUGAUGCAAGCUUAAUACAUUCAGGUGGAAAAGAAAGAGAUGAUUCUCUACCUGAUGCGAACUGCCAUCUGCUAGCUUAAAAGAGCUAACAUUGCAUAUAAAGAAAGGCAAAGUAUCCUGUAAUUUUGUAAACCAGGCUUGCUUAAAGGUUUUUGAAAGAAUUGUUAACUUGGGGAUAUGUGUGAUCAAUAGCUUAUUUUUAGGAGUCAAGUUUUUAAUUGUCAAGUUUUCCUAUCUUGGAAAGGAAAAUAGAGGGUGCAGUUUAUACAAUCAAAGGCUCAGUGUAUCUUUUAAAUUGAUUACUAUUAAAAAAGUGACAUGCUCUUC
Molecule: messenger RNA, 1565 nt
Organism: Crotalus tigris (Tiger rattlesnake)
Lineage: Eukaryota; Metazoa; Chordata; Lepidosauria; Squamata; Viperidae
Gene: NOSIP
Product: nitric oxide synthase interacting protein
Exons: 9
Coding region: 378-1253 (291 amino acids)
Cellular component (GO): nucleus
Molecular function (GO): ubiquitin protein ligase activity
Source: RefSeq, a predicted model, not a curated record